GCUAAAACACUAGCGAAAACACGGAUCUCAUGCAGUAGAGGUUUCAAAAUGGCGACGCCCAUCGAGAGAGACCAAACUUUUUGCAACCAGUUUGAAUUAACUUUGGAGGUCCCAUUUCCUUCACAGAGGGAGGUAUCUAUCGCAAUCCAGUCCUUGUGCCCUGAUCGUGAGCCUCGAACAGGAACCACUAAAACUCUCAGAGUUUCUUCAAAUACACUGUCUGUGAAAUGGACUGCUGAUGAAGCCCGCAUUCUUCGUGUUUCAGUAGGCUCAUUUUUAGAUCACCUUGCACUUGUGAUGGAAACUAUGGAAGCAUUUGGACAAACUGUUCCACUGUGACAUUAAAGGCUUUUAUAAAAAAAAAAAAAAGUUGUUUUGUGUUGCUAUGAUGGACUGAGAUGCAUUUGUAUAAAAUAUAUAAAUGCAACAUUUUUGGCUUUUUGUAGCUAUUUGAUUCAUUUUAUUUGUGAUAUUAAAAAUAUCUUAAA
Molecule: messenger RNA, 488 nt
Organism: Trichomycterus rosablanca
Lineage: Eukaryota; Metazoa; Chordata; Actinopteri; Siluriformes; Trichomycteridae
Product: EKC/KEOPS complex subunit LAGE3
Exons: 3
Coding region: 49-339 (96 amino acids)
Cellular component (GO): EKC/KEOPS complex
Source: RefSeq, a predicted model, not a curated record